This is a messenger RNA of Rhopilema esculentum, 881 nucleotides long. RefSeq lists its product as uncharacterized. The record is from RefSeq and is a predicted model, not a curated record. Gene Ontology annotation, molecular function: chitin binding. Gene Ontology annotation, cellular component: extracellular region. Lineage: Eukaryota; Metazoa; Cnidaria; Scyphozoa; Rhizostomeae; Rhizostomatidae.
GUAUAAAUAAACGGGGAAUUCGUAAAGUUUUACAUCGUUCGGAAGCUCAAGAAAGUCAGAGAUCAAGAAAUAAUUUGACAUCAUGAAGACGGUUCUUGCAUUGGCAAUCUUGGCUGUGGCCAUCAUCGGCUCAGAAUGUAGGCAUUUGCAGAAAUACCCUGGCUACCUUUGCAAAUACCCUGGGCACUACGCUUAUCCAAAGAGCUGCGAGAAGUUCAUUCAAUGUGAUGCUCAUGGCAACGCGUUUAUCAUGCCUUGUGCCCCUGGUACUGUUUUCAACCCUUACAUCAGCGUCUGUGUCCACAAGAACAAAUACUCCUGCGGAGCUUACAAACCCGGAUAUUAUGGUGGCAAGCAUCCCUACCACGGUUAUCUCUGCAAGAGGCCUGGGCACUAUGCACAUCCAUACAGCUGCACUAAAUUUGUCCAAUGCGAUAACCAUGGCAACGCAUUCGUCAAACACUGCUCCUACGGAACUGUCUUUAACCCUUACAUCCAGGUCUGCGAUCACCCAUACAAUUAUCCCAAAUGCGGAUAUUAUAAACACGGUUACAAGAAAGAUUAUGGUUACAAGAAAGGACCAUGCGCAUACAGACAUGGUGCCUUGUUGCCAUACAAGCCCAAUUGCCAUUACUUCAUUCACUGCUCCCAUGGCAUUGGAUACGUGAAAGCCUGCCCAAGCAACCUCGUCUGGAACCCAAAGAUCAAGGCUUGUGAUUGGUACAAAAAGGGAUACUACUACAACCACUGUCAUUAUUAUGGCAAGCAUUAUUAUUAAAUUCCAAGAAGAUCAAUGAAUGAACAAUAAUAAACUUAAGUUAAUGCUUACUAGACUUUUUUCAGUGUCUGAUUUUCUUAAAAAAAAUGAUUUUACGAUUCAA